Messenger RNA from Erpetoichthys calabaricus (reedfish), 2666 nucleotides. It is a transcript of the gene ddx51, whose product is annotated as DEAD (Asp-Glu-Ala-Asp) box polypeptide 51. The coding region runs from base 306 to 2492 and encodes 728 amino acids. The transcript has 16 exons. The record is from RefSeq and is a predicted model, not a curated record. Lineage: Eukaryota; Metazoa; Chordata; Cladistia; Polypteriformes; Polypteridae. Gene Ontology annotation, molecular function: ATP binding; nucleic acid binding. Gene Ontology annotation, cellular component: nucleus.
AAAUACAUGUGUUUCUUUUGCUUUGAUGAGUUCUUUUCGUGUAGUAGUAUCGGAAGGCUUUCAUAAAUAAUUUAGUGUUUAUCGUUGCACAUUUUUGAACUUCCGAUUUAUUAUUGCACGUGUCAUUACUUUUAAGUAUGCUGUCUGCGUGCCCAUUCUACCGUUUAACAGUAUAACUGUGCGAUGAAGGACGUGUAUUUUUCUAGUUGUACUAUAACGGUGCCAGUAAACUGAAAACGCAUUACUGAGUUGAGAACUUCUUUAAGAGGAUCGUCCGAAGCUGGGAUUUAGUGUUUGACUGACAGAUGGCGCUGUUCGUUAUUAACAGAUAUUUAGGCGAUGACGAAAAUCUCCAGGAAGAUGCUGGAGAGGAUCAUACAAAUGCUUUGCUGGAGAGGCUCCAAGAGAAAGCAAAAGCCAGAGAGAAGCAAAUGAAAAAUGCCAGCACAAAAGCAGCACUUUGUGAUGAUGAGGAGCCUGGCAUCAAGAAGAAGAAGAAAAAGCCGAAGCCCAAAUUUGGGGAAGAGGAAAGCAACGAAGUCAAGGAUCUGAAAAAUGUGACCGUAAAAAAAAGAAAAAAAAUGUCUCAAGUGAGUAGUGUUGAGCUGGACACCAAGAGAGAAGAAGAAGAAGUUGAUGAGGAUGGACAUAAAGAAAUUAUUAAGAAGAAAGGAAAACGGAAAGAAAAAACAACCAACAGAUUUGAAUUCCAGAAACCGGCAGAAAUUUUCAGCAGUGAACUUGAUAAUGGUGUAGAAAAAAUAGCAGAAGAAAAACAUCUCUCAAAGAAAAAGAGACAAAGUCUGCCGAAGUCCUCGACUCCGCGCAGUGUUGAUAGCAGUGCUACUGAUUCAGAGAUGGAGACGGACGUAGAGAUGGACAUCAGGGAACCAGAGCAAAAGAGUUUGAUUGGAGAGAAUGUGCAAACUGAAGUUCCAGCCUCUGUCACUAUUCUGGGGGACUUCAAGAAGAAUACGAUUCAGCAGAAGGUUCAUCGAGUUCUACCUCAUUGGCUAGCUCAGCCCAGCCUGGUUGAAAAGGACAUCAAAAGCAACCUUAUUCCCAUUGAAGAGGUUCCUGGAAUAUGUCCAAAGCUGCUGAGGAAGCUGCAGCAUCAUGGCGUAAAGCACUUUUUUCCAGUUCAGAAGGAGGUGAUUCCAGCUAUUUUGGAUGGGGCAAGUAAUGGUCUGUUGAUUGGAAAAGGUGGCUACAGACCUAAUGAUAUCUGUGUAUCGGCUCCAACUGGAAGUGGCAAGACUCUGGCAUUUGUUAUCCCUGUUGUUCAGGUGCUGAUGCAGCGAGUUGUUUGUAAUAUACGUUGUUUAGUUGUGUUACCCACCAAAGAGUUGGCACAGCAGGUGUACAAAGUUUUCAAUACUUACAUCGAAGGCACUAACUUAAAAGUUGUCAUGGUUGCCGGCCAGAAACCUUUUGAGAUAGAGCAAGCUUCUCUCGUCCAAAACAAGAUCUUUGGCUGUCAAAGUCUUGCUGAUAUUGUAGUAGCAACACCAGGAAGACUGGUUGAUCAUAUUUGUAAAACACCAGGAUUCAACCUACAGCAUCUUCGCUACCUGAUAAUUGAUGAAGCUGACCGUAUGAUCGACAGUAUGCAUCAAGACUGGUUGAGACAGGUAAUGAAGGCUGUUUACCAAGGAGAUUCAAAUGUCCAGCCUGGCUCCUUGUUUAGAAGGAUGGAUCCCGGUCCAGUCACUGCAAAUAGUUUUUCCCAGCUGCAGAUGCCUCUUCAGAAGCUUCUGUUUUCUGCUACUCUAAGCCAUAAUCCAGAGAAACUGCAGAAACUGGGGCUUUAUCUGCCUCGUCUGUUUACCUCAAACUACAGCAGAAAGGAAAAUUCAGAGCUGAACGCCAGCACCAAGGAAAGUGAUGCUGUGAAGUCAGAAGAAAAAAUUAACUUCCCCAAGGGUCUCACGGAAUACUAUGUACCAUGCACCUUAAACAAUAAGCCUUUGAUUAUUCUGGAUUUCAUGCUAAGGUUAAAAUUCAAUCCUGUCCUUUGCUUCACAAACUCCAGAGAAGCUUCUCACAGAUUGUAUUUGCUGGUACGUGAAUUUGGAGGUGUCAAAGUGGCAGAGUUCUCAUCAAGAUUAAGCCCUGGUGAGAGGAAAAAAACACUCAAAAUGUUUGAAAAAGGAAAAAUACAGCUGUUAAUCAGCACUGAUGCUAUGGCUAGAGGAAUUGAUAUCCAAGGAGUAAAAUGUGUUAUUAACUAUGAUGCCCCACAGUUCAUCAGAACCUAUGUUCACAGAGUUGGAAGAACAGCACGUGCAGGCAAAGCUGGCCUUGCCUUUACUCUUCUGCUCAGAGUACAGGAACACAAUUUUAUUAAAAUGUUACAAGAUGCUGGAAGCCCUGGUAUAGAGAAGCAGUUUGUUGAUGCACAAAACUUGAAGCCACUCAUCCCUCAAUACCAAGUGGCUUUGGCUGAGCUGCAAAGUAUUAUUAAGGAAGAAAAGGCUCAGAAGCGAGUGUGACUUGGUGAAGCUGAGCAGGAUAUGUAAGAAGAUCAGAUGCAAAAGAUUUGUACUCCUCGAUUCAUCAAAACGCACUGGUGCUGCUGUACUCAUUUUUAAGCUUUUUGACCUCUUUGUAUAUAUGACUGAUAAAAAAAAAAAAUAAAGAGCACCUUAUUUGUUUAUCCAUUUUUA